CUCGUCGCCAGCACCACGUUUACCGUUAGCACUGGCCCACCCACCCCGGGCACCCGUGCACCCCGCAGCGACCGUACAACCACCCAGAAGCACUCGCUGCAAGCGAUACCCACGAUAUACACGCAUCCAACAGAUACUUUUCCGAAUUCGUUUUCAAUCCAGCUACGUCCUGUUACGGAUGCAGACGCGUCGCCUCCGUUGUGAUACCAGAAAAACCAAACGAUACCAGGAGCCGAGCAGCAGAUACCCAAGAUUCGAGUGCCACAGAUACUUAGCCUAAUUACGCCGCGGAUUAAAUUAUUAAGACUCUUAAAUCCGCCAGGAUUUGCCGAUCAAAUCACAUCGAGCGAAUCGAAUCGAAUCGAAUCGCAUCGCAUCGCAUCCAAUCGAAUUGAAUCCAAAUCAUAUCACAGAAAGUGCCGCGAGUGGCUGUGUGCGCGUGUGUGUGCUUUUGUGGAAACGGCAGCGAGAUUAAAAACAUAUCCCCGAGUUACUUAAAAUUAAUCACUAACAUAAUCACUGUGAUUUUUAUUAUUUGAUCUGCGACGUCAACAACGCGUGUGCGAAAACUGUUUAAAGCUUAACGUUUUGGGCUCCAUUAAAAGCCGUUUCGCAUUUGAUUAGCAAUCUGUUGCAACAUCAGCACAAACCUACAUCGGUAUCCCCGAGAUUUAUAGCCCACGCUGCCCACGCGAUAUAUCCGAAAGAAUUUCCGAGAUUUUCCCAGAUCUCCUGCGAUUGAAAUGCUGGCAAUUUGAUUUAUUGACGGCCCACGACUUCUGCUCCGGUGGAAGAGCCAUCAAAGUUCGCCUUUGACAUUCCGGAUCGACGGAACCAGCGGAGCCAGCGGAACCGACGGAAGUUCGUUCCCACCACCUAGUGGAUUAAUCUAAAUUUCUCUCCCAUCAUUCAGAGCUUUUCGGGCUCUGGCAACGGCUGCAUCUUGGAUUUGCUUUCACCACAGUUGGAAGAUACCGGCCUCAAGACGACGACUUUCCUGCAGCACUUCAAGGACGUCGUCACGACGAAGUUCACGGGGAGGGACCACCACCUGCCGCCGCUCCACCCCGCCCACCCCGCUCACCCGGCGCACCAGCAGUCGGCGCUGCAUCACCACCACCACCAGCAGCAGAGCUUCUCCACCAUUUUUCCCACGUAUCUUGGUAUGGACCGCUCCUCCGCCGUCGGCGGUUGCGGCGGGGGCGGCGGUCUAGGAGUGGGCGUGGUCACUAGUUCGGCCACGGCCCUGGGACCGGGUGGUCUGACCAACGGAGGCGGUGGAGUGGUCAGCGGAGCACUAAACGGACUGGAGGCCAUGUCGGCCGAGUCCACGGGCCUUUGCCUGCAAGAUCUGGUGAGUGCUGGGACAGCAAACGGAGCAGGAUCCGCAGGAUCGGCAGAGAGUGCCACCACCACUAGCACGGCACUGAGCAGCGGCAGCACCGGAAGCUCCACGGUGAAUGGAGGCGGAAGCAGUGCCUCCGGAACGGAGCACCUGCACAGCCACCACAGCCUGCACGACUCCAGCUCGUCGGUCAGCAUCUCACCCGCCAUCUCGAGCCUGAUGCCCAUCAGCAGCCUGACCCACUUGCACCACUCUGCGGGCCAGGACCUGGUCGGUGGCUACUCGCAGCAUCCGCACCACACGGUGGUGCCGCCGCACACGCCCAAGCACGAGCCGCUCGAGAAACUCAGAAGCUUGUUCUUUUCAGUUUGGGCCGAAACCGGCGAUUUCCGUGAUAGUCAUAGCUCCAUGACCGCCGUAGCAAAUAGUUUGGACAGCACCCACUUGAACAACUUUCAGACGUCAUCGACAUCUUCGUUAUCGAACCGGAGUCGGGAUCGCAAAGAUGGCAAUCGCAGUGUGAACGAGACCACGAUCAAGACAGAGAACAUAUCAAGUUCAGGACACGAUGAGCCGAUGACCACCAGUGGCGAGGAGCCAAAGAACGACAAGAAGAACAAGAGGCAGAGGCGUCAGAGGACGCACUUCACCUCGCAGCAACUCCAGGAGCUGGAGCACACCUUCAGCCGGAACAGGUAUCCGGACAUGUCCACCCGCGAGGAGAUCGCCAUGUGGACCAAUCUUACAGAGGCUCGCGUCAGGGUGUGGUUCAAGAACCGACGGGCCAAGUGGCGCAAGCGGGAGCGCAACGCGAUGAACGCGGCGGUGGCGGCGGCGGACUUCAAGUCCGGAUUCGGGACGCAGUUCAUGCAGCCAUUUGCGGACGACUCGCUGUACAGCUCGUAUCCGUACAACAACUGGACCAAGGUGCCGUCUCCACUCGGAACCAAGCCCUUCCCGUGGCCAGUCAAUCCACUGGGAUCCAUGGUGGCUGGGAAUCAUCACCAGAACUCGGUGAACUGCUUCAACACGGGCGCCAGCGGAGUGGCGGUGAGCAUGAACAACGCCUCGAUGCUGCCGGGAUCGAUGGGCUCGUCCUUGAGCAACACAUCUAAUGUGGGGGCGGUGGGCGCUCCCUGUCCGUAUACAACUCCCGCCAACCCGUACAUGUACCGCUCCGCUGCCGAGCCCUGCAUGAGCAGCAGCAUGAGCUCGAGCAUCGCCACCCUGCGGCUGAAGGCCAAGCAGCACGCCUCCGCCGGAUUCGGCAGCCCCUACUCCGCCCCCUCGCCAGUCUCCCGGUCCAACUCCGCCGGACUGUCCGCCUGCCAGUACACCGGAGUGGGCGUCACGGACGUGGUCUGAGAAAACGCCCUCGGUGCACUGCUCAACCAGCACCAGCACCACUUGCAGCACUUCUCGGGCGGAUCGGUGGGCUCCGGCGUGUCCAACGGGAUGCACGGACAGCACGGCGGCAACAUGUUGCAGCACAACAGCAAUGCCAGCAGCCUCCUCCUGGACCACUCCGACUUGGGACUGGUCGGCGGAGUGGCGCCCAAUCACCCCGACGAGGGCAACCACAGUCUGGAGGGCAGCAACAAAUCCCCCAUGGAGGCGCCUCUGGCCAACAACAGCAACAACAACAACAACAACAACAACAACGACAACGACGACGAGGACGUCAUCGAUUGAAAGCCCUAACUUAAAUCCAACUAGCAGGCAGCCUAGCCCUAAGCAUUCAUAACUAAUUUUAGAUGUUUGCCUAACUAAAGAUACAUAAUACGGAUGAAGACAGUAGCGAGGAGGAGUCCCUAUCCAAAGAUACAAUUUUUUGAAGAACAAUAACUAAAUUUAUUUGCAUUGAGAUUAAUGCCAACUUCGUUCGAUCGAUCCCUAACCAGGAAUUAAGUGUUUUUGUAAAUAAAAGCAAAUACGUAGAUGUAAGGAGCGGAACCCUAACUAAUCAAGCCAAAUAGCCAGCCCAAAGAACAUAUAGUCACUCCUAGUUCCACUUUCAGUUCCCCGUCGUAUAUAUCGUAUAUAUAUAUAUAAACCAGAAACGUAUCAGAUUGUAAACAGCUAAGGCCGCGCCACUAAGGAAGGCCAAACUAAAGGAAAACCAAAACGAAAACUAUAUCAAGAUGUAGCAGUUUUUAAGGAGUUGUCUAGUCGUAUAGAGAUCCCCAUAUGGCAUAUACUACCGUCUGUAUAUGUACAUGUAAUCCCCACUAAAGAGCCCGUAUAAAUAUAAACUAUUUAAUAAUUGUACACUUAAUAUUACUAGUUAUAGAAAUUGAAUCAAAAGAACAAUAAAAAUAUGGAAAAAAAGCA
Molecule: messenger RNA, 3676 nt
Organism: Drosophila eugracilis
Lineage: Eukaryota; Metazoa; Arthropoda; Insecta; Diptera; Drosophilidae
Gene: Ptx1
Product: pituitary homeobox homolog Ptx1
Exons: 5
Coding region: 1166-2710 (514 amino acids)
Biological process (GO): regulation of transcription by RNA polymerase II; anatomical structure morphogenesis
Cellular component (GO): nucleus
Molecular function (GO): DNA-binding transcription factor activity, RNA polymerase II-specific; RNA polymerase II cis-regulatory region sequence-specific DNA binding
Source: RefSeq, a predicted model, not a curated record